AUGGCGUGCGGCUCGAUGACUAGUAACGAAAACCACGACUGUAACAGCGUUAAAAAGCACGGGGAAACCAUGACAUUCGAAAUGCUCUGGCCGACGUACGCGAGUGCUCACAAUAAUUUGGGUACAUUAACAGCGGGUGAUCAAGCAGAGAAACACUUUUUGGCUGCGAUUCAGGCUCAACCGGGCCACGUGAAUGCUCACUACAAUCUUGGUCAAUUGUACAGAAAAACAAACAGGACAGACGAAUGCAUAAGGAUGCUGCAGAAAUGCGUUACUCUGGAUCCCGCCUACACACCGGCCUACCUCGUACUUGCAAGAAUGGCGAGUGGCGCGACAACGGGUUCACUCUUGAAACACGUCGUUCGCUUGCAACCAAAGAGUCCCGAUUACGUGGCAGAAUAUGCAACAUGGCUUUAUCAAAAUGGGAAAUGGCUUCCUGCAUUGAAGUACUACCUCAGGGGAAUGUCACUUUCGCCAGUGCACAGGUCGUCGCUUCUAGGUACGGCGAGAAUCUUAAGAUCUCGAGGACAAUGGCCGAGAGUUCACCAGUUAAUAACGAGGUGGCACAUUAUGCUGAGGGCUAGAAGAGGUGGUUUCAUAUACCGAGGCGACUUGUAUAUUCAAGCAUGGCAAUUACAACAUGAAUCGCGUCAAAGAACGUAUGAGCAUCGACGCAGCUUCUGUUUGUUGGAAAGCGGCUGCGAGUCUCGGCCGCGGGUUGCCAGCGUCUCGGUACAGCUCGAGCAGGACAGCAACAAAUCGGAGCAGCUGGAGCGCGCGGGCGCACGUUGCAGUUUGCGGACCUGCAGCAGACAGACGAGGAAGGGCGGGGGGAAGACUCGAGUCACGGCGCCGGCCCUCCUCGUUCAGAAUCUCCUUGAAACCCUCUAGGCUACGUUCCUGAUAACGAGUGUAGAUGAACGAGGAGUCGAC
Molecule: messenger RNA, 933 nt
Organism: Ceratosolen solmsi marchali
Lineage: Eukaryota; Metazoa; Arthropoda; Insecta; Hymenoptera; Agaonidae
Exons: 6
Coding region: 1-891 (296 amino acids)
Molecular function (GO): protein binding
Source: RefSeq, a predicted model, not a curated record